UCCCUGAGGUCCCCUCAGGUGCCACCAUGAAGCUCUGGGUGACAGUGGUGGCAGUGGCGCUGCUGGCGAGCGUUGGGGCCGAACCCCCCACGGACCCCCCUCCGAGCACCCCCUCCGCGGCCCCCCCCGAACCCCAAAAGAGCUUUUGGGGGGCCCUGGAGGGGGGGAGGGGCGAGAACAGCACCCUCAGGAGGAUCCGGCUGUGGGUGACGGCGCUGGGGACGCGGGUGCAGGCGCUGAGCUCGGCCCUUCGCACCGAGAUGGCCGACGUGGGUCAACGCGCUUUGGACUACGGAGCGGACGCCAAAGCCACUUUGGAGCUGGGGUGGGCGGAGCUGCGCAACCGCGGCGCCUCCUACGCCCGCAAACUCCGUAAGCGCCUCCACCGCGACGGCGAGGAGCUGCGGCGCCGCUGGCAGGGCCUGGGGCGCAUCUGGGGGGCCCCCCAAGAGCUGGGGGACAGCCGGGACCUGGAGGAGCCUCAGUAAGCCUUGAGGAACCUCAACAAUCCGUGAGGAACCUCAACAAUCCGUGAGGAAC
Cuculus canorus (common cuckoo) is the source of this 540-nucleotide messenger RNA. RefSeq names its product apolipoprotein E-like. Bases 27 to 488 code for a protein of 153 amino acids. The transcript has 3 exons. NCBI's taxonomy places the organism in Eukaryota, Metazoa, Chordata, Aves, Cuculiformes, Cuculidae. The record is from RefSeq and is a predicted model, not a curated record.